Molecule: messenger RNA, 3967 nt
Organism: Rotaria sp. Silwood1
Lineage: Eukaryota; Metazoa; Rotifera; Eurotatoria; Philodinida; Philodinidae
Source: the annotation of a GenBank genome assembly
AUGGCAUCACCAGUACAUAAAAUAACGGUAAUCCGCGUCCGUAAACAAUCAAAAAUCCAUGAACCAUCAUCCAUAAACAAUAGAUCUCUUGAAGGACAAAUGAAACAUCAAAACUUGAAUAAUAAGAAAAUGACAAAUGAUCCAUUAAAGAUUCACAAUGUUAGAAGAUAUUCAUCAGUUCAUAAGAGUACAACAAAUCUUCUGUCGAAUGAUCCAAAUGAGGCAGAAUAUUCAUCUCCUGAUUUACAAAGCAGAAAUUCAUCCUCAAACGAUCAAGAAAAUUUAAUUCGAUUCUCAAUUAGAAGCGACCAAAGAAAUCCAUUACCAAAUUAUUUCGAUAAAAUAAUUUCUCCACCGAACCAUUCACAAAGACAAAGUCAAUCUUUAAGCAAUGAAAAUAAUAGAGUCCAUCCAUCUGUUAGUGUACAAAGAAUAAGUCGAUCAUCGACUUAUCGAAAACAAAUAAAUAUACCGGUCAAUGAUCAGUACAGAAGAAGUCGAAUAUCAGUACCACAAGAACUUUACCGAGCACCAAACAAAGUAAGAAAACAAAAGUUUCUCGAAAAUACAAAGACUUCUUUCGAUCUCAAAGAGAAACUUGAAUAGCAAUAAUAUCUUGUGAAAGUUUUCAAUGAAUCAAAAAUAAAUUAUAUUCUCUUGAUGAUUAAUAACAUUUUUAUAUAUUCUCCUUACCUUUGAUACUAGAUUUCGUUCCUCAAAUUCGUUGCAAUAUUUUUAUGAUUUCAACUUGUAUGAAAAUCAGAAAGAUAUUCUCAACACUUGAAUUUUUUUUCUAGUUCUGCAUGGUAGGAUAGGACAGAGUAACUCUGUACAUAUCAAAUUAGAUUCCGCCAAACCUAAUGGUAUCUGAUUAGAUUCUAUGAGAAUUAAAUAAAGUUCGAUAGAAUCUAUUCAAAAAAAUAAUGUCAAGAACUAGCUUAAAGAAUGAUAACUGGGUCCCUGAUAUUGGAAUCGAAUCAGAUUCUAAUGUAACAAAAUCAUCUGAUUUUAUGGUGAGAAUCUGUCGCAUCCAUUUAUGACUGUUUCCACAAAAUUUCUAUCAAAUACUGUUCACUUUUUCAGUUUCAUAGGUAAGGUGCUAAUCAAGUUCUAUUAGAUUUGACUAGAUAAUUACUCAGAUAGAAUAGUUCGUAGGAGAAUCUUUUCAAAUUUCACUGCACCAAGAUCAGAUAACCAAACAAUGAAAUCUCUCACAAGUAAAAUAUUAUAUUGUCGUAAUAAGGAUCAUUGUCUCGGAAAUUUUACGGUAAGGCUCUCUCGAAACAUCUCUUUCCAUCGUAAAGUAUCACUUUAAGAUGAUACGAAAUGUUAUAUGAUGGUAAGAUCUUGUAAGAUUCUUGUAGUACUAUUGACUAUUAGAUUUUGUGAAACUAGGUUUUUUUUGUAUGAUUUCAUAUCAUGUCACAAUAUCCAACGUGUAAAUUUUUGAUUUGUGAGAUAUUUUCAGAAUCACACGGAAAUUGUGACCUUUGAGAAACUUUUAUCAAGUCUUGCCAUAUGAUUUUUACAACAUUCUAAUUACUAUUAACAAUCUUAUAUGAACUUUCAAACAGAUCAUAUAGGAUUUUACGUAUAAUAUGAUUUUGCAAGGAUCAUUCGUCAAAACAUGAUCUACGUUUAGUAGUUGGCACAAUUUCUUGUACGUUUUUUUUAUACGAUUUUGUCUAAUCUGAAAGCUCUUAUGUCCAAUUUUUCAGUAUGGUGCUAAAAUUUAUCGAAUGUCUGUUGUAUCCCAUUCAUCGUUCUAUUAUUGAUAACUUCAACAAGAUUUUUUCAAGUCCUGAUUGACUGACUGAUCCACUAGAUAAUUAUCGGAUAAAUCUGAAUUUUUUCGAACUGCUUUGUAUCUCAGAAUAAGUGUUUCUUGAACAAACAAAUGGAUUCGAAGUUAUCAAGAAAAUGUUCUACAUAUUAUACUGCUUGAGUUCAAACACAUUUUACUUUCCAAAGACUAACUUGAAAAUUUCUUACAACUACUAGAAAAGUCAAACAUUCUGUUCAAUCAAUUUUACCAAUGUACAUAUCUGAAAAAAGUUUCUAUUUCUCCGACAACUUGUGUACCGAGGCAUCUGCUUGAAAAACUAAAUGGUGAAUAUGAAGAUGAUUAAUUUUUCGUCUGAUAAAACAUCUCUAAACAACAGUGUUUUCUUGCUUAAAAUAAAUUUGCAUUGGACAUAUGUGCUAGCAUCUGAAGUGAUUUCCCUUAUGGCUGACCUAUUACGAGACAAUCAUUAUAAUCUAAGUCAUUGAAAUCCAAUAGAAUCGAAAAAAAAAUGAAAUACAAAACAAAUAUACAGUCCGAAUCUCAUAUAUCUUUAUAAUUUUUUUUUACAAAUUGAUCUGAUUUUAUAGUUGAAAUAUGAAUAUGAAAUUUUGAAUGAUAAAGAUCAAUGUAUCGAUACUCGUUUCGAUUCGAAAUAGAAAAUGACUUUUAAUAUUAUAUACUCAUUUAUAGAUCACUUGUUUUGUCUCUUUUUAGUCAAACAAUUUAUUCUUCAUAUCACCAAAUGGUCUCUCAACUUCAAUUUCGAGCAGAAAACAAACUUUAUCCAUGAACGAUGAUGUUAUUAUAAGAGAUGAGAAGCGUACUCUGUUCACUUUCUAUUGGAUUCUUGGAGUGAAUGAUGAAGAAAAUAAAAGAAAAAGAAGGCAACUAUUUUUCAAGAUAAAAAUUUCUCCUAUUUUGACUUAGAUCUAUUGUACUUUAGAAGACGUGGAGCCUACUUCACAAGUCAAUGUUGUUGCUGCGCUAUAAUGACUUUAGUAUGCUUGCUUAUUCUGGCAGCACUUAUAGCAGCAAUUAUUAUGUUGAGUAUGUAUUAAAGAAGAAAAUAUUCAAUUAAAUUAAUUAAAAACGUUUUAUAGAAAAUUUCAUACAAAUUAGUUGCUGAUAGUUAGUUUUUUUUUUCCAAACAUGAUUGAUUUAGAUAUAUACAACGCAUUGGAUUUUUUCAGAAAUAAUCAAUUUCAUUAAUUGGAUUUUUCAUUUCUUUCUUGCUAUUUAGUUCAUUGUUUGCAAAAUUCAUAAUGUUAAAAUAAGAAAAACUAGAAAUGUAGAAUAAAAAUAACGAGUGAAUAGCCAAAAGACGAAACACAAAGUAAGACGCCCUUGUUAAAAAAAAAACUUCUCUUCCAUGUCCAGAGAUAAAUAAGGCAGAUCCUAACUCUGGUUAUCGAGAAUAACAAUCAUCUACUGAAAACUUCUCACUUGAAAUAUUCUACAUGACUUUCGCGAAGCUAAAAACGUAUGCAAGUUCCACAUUUCAAUCCCAAACCCAGUUGCUCGAACAAACAUUUUCUCCAAACAAUUCACUAGUUAUGUUUAAUAUUUUUGUGGUAAAACAAAUAAGACUUUGAUACCAUCAAGCUCGUUUAGCUCAAUCCAGAAAACAAGAAAAGAUAGUAUAGAAUAUUGAGUGUUACUUUACUAUAUGCAUCUUUAAAUAAGACUCAAAAAGCUUUUUGUUUGAGCAUAAUGAUCAUAUAGUAUCGGAAUUUAUCAUCUUUUCAAUAGUAUAUAGUUGGUCAUUCUUCGGAACGUAAAACAUAUGUGUUUAUAUUAAUAUUGGAAUACAGACAUAUUUCACUAGAUUUUGUUGAUGACGAUGUGUAACACAUAAUUUAUUCGAAAAUAAAAACAUCUGAGAAGACUUUUUUCUAGAUCUAAAAUAUUUUAUUAGUUUCCAAUACAACUGCAUAACUUGUAAGAUCGGAAAUCAAAUACUUCAUUCUGAAGUUCAGGUCACGAAAUAGAACUACGAAAAAAAAAUGGAGAUGUUUCUGUAUCAACUGGCUUGAUAGAUUGAUUACGGUGGAUGUAGAUGUCUUCUAUUAAUGUUCACCCACACCCACCCACAUUUUAUUUUACUUUCUAUUUUAUUAUUAUUUGAUGACACUGUUUUUUUUUUCUCCGUCAUCAGGCAUAAUAUCAAACUCUACGAACACU